This is a messenger RNA of Sturnus vulgaris (Common starling), 3621 nucleotides long. It is a transcript of the gene LDLRAD3, whose product is annotated as low density lipoprotein receptor class A domain containing 3. Gene Ontology annotation, biological process: receptor-mediated endocytosis. The record is from RefSeq and is a predicted model, not a curated record. Gene Ontology annotation, cellular component: plasma membrane. NCBI's taxonomy places the organism in Eukaryota, Metazoa, Chordata, Aves, Passeriformes, Sturnidae. Gene Ontology annotation, molecular function: protein binding.
UUGGUGUUCAAACCUUCCUGGGAGGGGAAGGAGUUGGACUCCAAGAGCAACAGGAAGCAAGAUGGUGUAGGGGUGGGCAGUGGAGGGAACCAAUACAGCUCUGCCUUUCACCCAGAGUUCCAAAAACUAUGUACUUAUCCUCAAAAUAGAUAAAUGAUAGGUAAAUGGUUAAGCUUUGUGUCAGCUUAGUUUGUUCUUCCUGGUUCUAAACCAUGAAGGUAUGCAGGUUGGCAAGGGGACUCUUCUUUCUUCUUUCCUUACCUGGAAAGGUUUGUAUUUCUGGGGCUUUUUUGCCUACUCAAGUGCAUGUUGCCUGGGACUAGUCUAGACUAUGACAGAAAGACAAAGGGAAGAAUGUUAUUUUUCUCACUGUCUGCCUUGUCUUGCAGCUUCCCCCCAGAUCUGUGACAGGUCAUGCCAUUUUGAUGCCUAUUAAAGCCAUUGAGUGUCAUUAUCCUUCCUUCACUGAAGUUCGAGUUUCUGUGAUAUCUGCAUUCCAAAAGACAGUGCACCAAGUGAGAAAAAUGGGAGAUUAAAAUGUCUGACUAGUGCUGUGUCUGACAUUGAAGGCUAAGCUCUAGGUUUCUUUCUCUCACUGUUUUCUUGAUCUUCAGUGUCCUGCUACUGUGCCCCCUCCACCUGGCAGACUUGGUGUGCCAGCUGCCAUACUGUUCUGUGGACAGAUGUGUUCCAAAGGACUGUAUUGACACCAAGAAGCUCAAUUCUAACUUUUAUCAGCAGCACAAUGUUUAAAACUUAAUUGAAAACUUAGUAUGAAUUAGUCAGUAUGUUACGUUGUGCAUAGCCCUCAGCUCACAACAACAACAAAGUAUUCUGCAGGCUAAGUACUAAUCUGACAAAAGCAUGGGAGGAUAAAGCUGAAUUCAUGUAGCCUCAUCCGUUUUACUUCUGUAUAGACUGACUCUGUGAAGAAGAGAGAUUUUUUUUUCAACAUCACUUUGACCUGAGUGUACAUAAAGGCUGCAUGUGUGUUCUAGAAAGAAAAUAGCAAGAGGAAAUCUGCAAAAUAGCGUGUGAGAAUGGAGAACAGAUACAACGAGAAUUUAAGAAAAAGAAAGUGCUACCAAGUACCAUGCUCAUAAUACUGAUAGGAUAAUGACAAAAUAAUCAGGGUCAGGGUCCAUUUGUUUCAUCUUCAUUCAACCACUGAUAAACAGCUUGCUCAAUGACAGCUUUUGCUGCCUUUGUUAAUACUCAAUGAACUUACCUCUCUUUCAUUUGCCGCAGACAGCCAACUGUUGCCUGGGAAUAACUUCACGAAUGAAUGCAACAUUCCUGGAAACUUCAUGUGCAGUAAUGGACGCUGUAUCCCAGGGGCCUGGCAGUGUGAUGGGCUGCCAGACUGCUUCGAUGACAGUGAUGAGAAGGAAUGCCCAAAAGCCAAAUCCAAGUGUGGUGCCACGUUCUUCCCCUGUGCCAGUGGGAUCCACUGCAUCAUUGGCCGCUUCCGCUGCAACGGCUUCGAGGACUGUCCCGACGGCAGCGACGAGGAGAACUGCACAAAUCCCUUGCUUUGCUCUACUGCCCGGUUCCACUGUAAAAAUGGUCUUUGCAUUGAUAAAAGCUUUGUGUGUGACAGUCAGAAUAACUGCCAGGACAACAGCGAUGAAGAAAGCUGCGAAAGCCCUCAAGAGGCAGGGAGCGGCCAAGAUUACGUGACCUCGGAAAAUCAGCUGCUUUACUACCCGAGCAUCACCUACGCCAUCAUUGGCAGCUCUGUCAUCUUCGUCCUCGUGGUGGCUUUCCUCGCCCUGGUGCUGCACCACCAGCGCAAGCGCAACAACCUGAUGGCGCUGCCGGUGCAUCGCCUGCAGCAUCCCGUGCUGCUCUCCCGCCUCGUGGUGCUCGACCACCCGCACCACUGCAGCGUCACCUACAACGUCAACAACGGCGUGCAGUACGUGGCCGGCCAGCCCUACCGCGGCCCCGUGGAGCUGGACUCGCCCCCGUCCUAUUCCGAGGCCGUGCUCGACCAAAGCAGACCACCUUGGUUUGACCUUCCUCCACCACCUUAUUGUUCCGAAUCUGAGUCCCUUAACCAGCCAGACCUUCCUCCUUACCGCUCUCGGUCAGCAAGCUUGGCCAGCACAGACACCCCCGUGGCAGAAAGUCCCGUGGGCACAUCUGACAGCUGGACCAGAGAUGUCCAUGGCAGCACGGAUGGGCACAGAACUCUUCUGGAGAGGACAGUGGAUCAGAGUGAUCCUCUGGUCAGCCACACUGCUGAAAGAGAAGUGUAACUGCUCCAGUGGAUGGGAUGGCCAGAAGGCAUUUACUGUGUCUGUGUGGGUUAAGCUGCUGUGGCUGAUAGGUUUCAGGGAGACAUGUGCCUGAAUGAUGACUUGCUUUGAAUUCACACUGAGUAAAUGUUUGAAUUCACCAUUUUGGGCUCAUCAAAGGCCCAAAAUCAAAGAGUCACAUCAGCCCUCCAUAGUAUUUCUGUGAGCAAGUUCUGGUUCAGACAAAUAAGAGAAACACCAGUGCUUUGUCAAAAGAACUGAUAUGAUGUAUUUAUUGGACUGCUUACUGUAUAUGAAUGUAUAUAUGUGUGUGUAUAAUAUUUACAGAAGUUGCACAUGAGAACUGUGCCAGAAGGAUUCUUGUUUUCAGACUGCCUUCCAUCCUGCCGACGAGGGAGCUGUUUCUUCUUGCUGUCUGGUGCCAACUGGUGGUUACUGAAGCACAUGAGAGGCAGUCUUGUGCCCAAUGCCAACCACCUGGCAGUGCCCAAAUUGCAGAAAAUCUCCUACUUGACUCAUCUCUGUGUGGCCUGUGAAGGAGGUUUAAGCUUAUGAGGAUGCAACAACUCUAGCUAAGCAAGGUUUUCGGUUUUUUUCCCAGAUGCCAGUAUCUAGGCCAAAUUUGCAUAGGUUGUCUCACCAACACCACAAAGGUUGGCUUAUCUGUCAAAUGUCAAGGCUGAGUACAGAGGCACUGAAGCUUCUCAAAACAACAGAGCAAGACUUCUUUUCCCGUGUGGCAUAACAUUAUUCCAUGUGUUCCCUCUUAAAAAAUCCCACAACAAAACAAACUCCCAAAUUGUUCCAGCAAAGUUUUCAGCAGCAAAACUGGUGUGAAGCAAACACCCAGCACAGAAACUUUUCAUGUCAGUGAGUAGUUUGUUGUAAUUGCAAAAUACCUGAAAGCAGGUCAUGCAGUGAAAGAUGUUGGGCUUGGUAUCCCAUCUACAGCAUGUGUAUGUACAUGCCUGGAUACACAUGUGUAAUACUGUGUGUAGGUAUGUACACAGUGUAUACUUGGGUUUAGUUCUGCUACACCUCAAGAACUCUAAACUGUCAACGUUUUGUUUUUGAUGAACUCAUUGGUUUUCACAGAGCUUGCAUUAUUCACAUUCAUUUGGUUGAAAUUCUAACUUCUGCAGAAAACCAGAAUUAUUUAUGUCUGUUCUGUCCUAAGUCUUAUAAAGGCCUCAUUGUGUUUCAGUGCACCUUGUUGAAUCACCGUGUGAAAGCACCUCCAAGUAAGUAAAGUAUUUAGAGUGGCAAGAGGGAAGAAGCUGUGAAUUUAAAUGCCACUCUUAUGCUUAGUAUACAGAAAACAGUGCAGUCUUUUCCUCUUGUCUGGGGGGAAAUUUGCCUU